AUGGCAACUUUUCGACGUUUUCGGCCAGAUGAUAUCAAUAAAAUUUCGAAAUGCAACCUAGACCCUUUAACAGAAACAUAUGAGCUGGGAUUUUAUCUGCAGUAUUUUGCGAAGUGGCCUUCGCUUUUCCAAGUAUGCGAAGACAAAGAUGGCAAUGUCAUCGGAUACAUCAUGGGCAAGGUUGAGUCAUCACCAGACACAUAUAAAUACUCAGAACAUUACCUCCCUUGGCACGCGCAUAUCACCGCCCUUACUGUGGCACCGGAAGCUCGUAGACUAGGGAUUGGCAAGAUUUUGACCGAACAGCUGGAAUUGGCUGCAGAUGACAGCGACAGUUGGUUCGUGGACUUGUUUGUCCGCAAGAGCAACCACCGAGCAAUCGAGUUUUAUGAAUCGUUAGGGUAUAGCGUUUUUCGUGUGGUCAAAGAUUACUAUGGCGAUCAUGCAACGAACCCUAAUCAGGUUAGCGAGGAUGCCCUUGAUAUGCGGAAGCCGAUGAGAAGAGAUAGGAAUCGCCAGCACAUUCGCGAUAAUGGCGAGUGCCACUUAGUACACGCGGCGGACGUCUGGUGA
Molecule: messenger RNA, 573 nt
Organism: Ustilaginoidea virens
Lineage: Eukaryota; Fungi; Ascomycota; Sordariomycetes; Hypocreales; Clavicipitaceae
Exons: 2
Coding region: 1-573 (190 amino acids)
Biological process (GO): N-terminal peptidyl-methionine acetylation
Cellular component (GO): NatB complex
Molecular function (GO): protein-N-terminal amino-acid acetyltransferase activity
Source: RefSeq, a predicted model, not a curated record